Thrips palmi is the source of this 452-nucleotide messenger RNA. RefSeq names its product dolichyl-diphosphooligosaccharide--protein glycosyltransferase subunit 4. The transcript is spliced from 2 exons. Gene Ontology annotation, cellular component: oligosaccharyltransferase complex. Bases 10 to 123 code for a protein of 37 amino acids. Lineage: Eukaryota; Metazoa; Arthropoda; Insecta; Thysanoptera; Thripidae. The record is from RefSeq and is a predicted model, not a curated record.
AAUUCCACAAUGAUUACCGACGUGCAGCUAGCCAUAUUCGCCAAUGUCUUGGGGGUGACAUUAUUUUUAUUAGUGGUCCUUUACCACUACAUCACUGCAAAUGGUUCUAAAUCAUCUUUAUGAUAUUUUUGAGUACUGAAUGGUUUUGUUGUAAAGUUAUCACUUUUCUGCUUUAUAAUGUGAAGCAAUGGGAAUCAGCACUUAAAUAUUGACGACAAAGUAAUUUGUAAGAACUAGUGCAAGCCCCAAAAAUACCCUAUUAUAAUUUAGAUUAAGCUUAUCAAGAAUGUCUAUAAAAAUGGUGUAUAAUCUAAAUCUGACAUUCCUUAUAUCCAAAUUUAAUCCAUUUUUACUGUUGGGCCUGAAUGCUUGUAAUUUGUUUUCUACCACUCAUGUGUGAAAUGCACAGAUUUUUAUCUUGUUCUGUAAAUAAAUGAGUUUAUGAACAAGCA